UUAGGACUGAGCCACAGUGUAACGCGCUGAGAUGGUUGUUAUGGCCACUGAGACGCUUGCAGGCUAACGAAUCUCUGAGGAAAUUUAACUCUUAAAUACGCAAAUAAAUACAAAAUAAAGUUUUACAAAUACAAAAUAAAUCAUAUUAUUAGCAUUUUAAACUCAUUAUCGUCGUUUUUUGUUUUCAGUGUUGCAAGUCUGAAGCUUAUUAGUGUGAACGCCUCGGUUAGCUAGCUAGUCUGUUCUUAAUUUGUCUUUAUAGUAAAUACAAGUCCGUAUAUAUUCAUAUUUUCAAAAUGAAGAAGAGAAUGGAGAAAAGCAGCAAGGAGAGAGGAAGCUCUGGGGUUGAAGAAGAGCCUUUAAAAACUGCAGGACUGAACACACAAGACAAACUCCCAAUCCUUACCAUAGAUAAAUUCCAGUGCUGUGGCAAUAUAGAGGUGGAAUUUCCAGAGCUGUGUACCUUAGCUGGCAUUAGAGAAAUCCCUGCUGUUAAACAACGAACAACAGAAUCAUCUUCCACAGAGCAAGCAAAUGAAGGUAGCCAACCCCAAACCUUCUCUAAAAGGUCUAUGACUACUUGGUCUUCUAAACCCUGCCUUCAAAUAGAGAUCGAAAACGAGGACCAUCGAAGUAUAAAAAGAGUCAGAAUAUCUGGAUGGAGGGUGGAUGAAGCGAUGACCCAGGUGUUGGGUAAAGUUUUACCAUCUCUCCCUGAUCUGCAAAGUCUAGAGAUGUGGCAGGCUGGACUGACUGACUGCAUUUUGACUACAUUGAUGAGCACAGUUUCUUUAUGCACAAAUCUCAGGAAAGUCCUUUUGGAGGGAAACCCUCUUCCAGAACAGAGUUAUCAUGUCCUAAUAGCAGAGAACAGUAUGAUAACUCACCUGUCAUUGAGAAACAACCGUAUAGGGGAGGAGGGGGCACGUCUGAUUGGUUCAGCGCUUUCCACUGCCUGCUCCGCCAACAAAAAUCUGCUGUCACUCAACAUGGCCUUCAACUCUAUUGGUGAUGCAGGUGCCAUCCAUAUUGCACAGGGGUUGCGUUUUAAUCGCACAUUAAUGCAUCUAUCCCUGGCGAGCAAUCACAUAAGCGAUGCAGGUGCAUCCUGUUUGGCUGAGGUUUUUGGCCCAUUUGCUCUAACACAUGAAGAAAUAGUUGAGAGGAGAAGGCAGCUAAUAAAAAGGAACCAGCAGCCAGUUAAAGAAGAUUCUACAUGUGAGCAGCUUCCCUCCAUUCCCAGUAACUCAUCACUGGAACACAUCAGUAAAGGAACUAAAAGUAACACCAAGAAAAAGGAUGCCCCUAAAAAAGAUGAGAAGCUUCCAGCCAGUCAAAAAGUGGCAACAUUGGGAAAGAAAGAGGACCCUAAACUAGUGAAGAAAAACUCAGAUACUAAGCUGCCACAAACCCAAGGAGGAAAAUCAGAAGGGAAAGACAAGCAACCUUCAGCACCUGAACACCAGUCAGGAGACGUUGUGGAGACACACGGUCCUUUGCUGGUUCCUGGUGUACAGCAUGCUGAUGGGAAAGUCAUUCACCCAGGAAACACAACACUGAAAUCACUGAACCUGUCAGGUAACAAACUGACACAAAAGUCACUUCAGAUGUUCCUGUCGGUGGUGAAGGCUCAGGGUGAAGGUCUUCUGCGUCUUUCUCUCAAUAGAAACAGCUUUCCAGCAGACUGUGACACUUUCCUGGAGAUACAAGACGUUAUAACACUUAAGGAUCCUCAAAAGAAAGCCAAUCUCUCAGCUUAGAAUCAAAUUUAAACAUUUAAAAUGUUUUCCUGACUACAACCCAAUGGAAUAAGUUAAUCUACAGAAGUGCAUAAUGUGCAUAAGUGCUUUUGUUUGCUCGUAUUUUUGCUAAUUUGUGAACAUACAGGCCGAGAAAUCACCUUAAAUUCCAUUAAACUGUCAUAACAAUAGAGAUAGAUAACGUAUGGGUAACCCGAUCUUCAUUGUUGGAUUAAAAGUAGAAUACAUGCAGGGACAUACACUGAUGAGCCAACAUUAGGACUAAUAUGCUUCCACAGGUACACAGAUACUACAAGACAUCUUCAGUCCUGUGGUAUUGUCAAAGACGAAUCUUUUCUGGAACCAAUUGAACCCUCAGACACAAUCAGUAAGUUUCAAUAAGUUUAUUUAGAAAAAGUUGAUAUCUCUCAUCCAGAUCUUUAGCUGCAGCGUUCUGUGGCCUCUCCCAUGAAGGAUAGUCAAACAGACCCAGAGUAGUGUGUGUGCUGAGACUUUACAGUCAACCCACCCAGAGGUCCAUUUCUCAUCACAACACCCAGUAUUUUUCCACUGUUCCUGCAACAGAGACAGUUUGUCACGUGCGUACCUCUCUGUAAUCUUUUCUACGGCCUUGGCCCAAUUCAUCAUCAUGACUAGAACUGUAUGUUCAAAUUUAAUAUUCACAGUAUCUAUUACUAACAUAUUACAAGCAGAUCCUUCCAUUUCUAUACAUUGUGAUGCCAUCUCUUUCAUGGGUAAAUGAUGCAGCCAUUGGUAGCAAACCUGUCGACGUAUUUCCAACACUCCAGUGUCUAGGUCUGAUGCCUGUGUGCCAUUGUUGGUGCUAACAUAAGCAAUUUGACUGGCCUGUGACUACACAGCCCUAUACACAGAAGGGUUUGAUGGACUGUCUUUUGUGACACAUUUACAUUUCAUCACAAGUAUUAAAAUGAUCUGCAAUUUGAAGCACUGUAGCCCUUGUGUUGGUCCGUGGACUCGCGAUUUGCCCGGAGAGUAGGUAGCCAAUUCUUCUCUGCUCUCUUCGUAAGCUGCUCUCUUUAAAUACUCGAAUAUACGUACAAAACACAUCUGGAAUCCAUUAACACUCUAGCUUCUAGCUUAGACGUCAGACCCUGUUCAUAGAGAAAGAAACAGAGUCUCUCCUUUCCAUAGGCUUCCCAACUUCCAGCAGAUCCCUUAACACCAAACCUCUAGGAGGAAUAACCUCAUAUCUCCUGAUUAGGCCAUAAAAAUGGAGAUGUGGAAUGUUCUACAAAAGGUACACUGGCGCCAUUAUGGAAUGUCUUCUACAGCAUCGUGUUCCAGUAUGGCAAAUGGAUAACCCAUAUGAAAGGAUGUGAAAUGUUCUAAAAAGGGGUAUCUGAAUAAAAUAUCUUGUAUAAACUUCCAGACACCUCAAAUGUUUUUAGAGUACACGCACAGAAAGAUGCCAUCUGUACACAUAAAAAUAACAUCUUUAUUUGUUAGCACGUAAGUUGUUUUCGUGUGGAGACAAUAUUUUUAAGCGUCUGAGCAAGCAAGGCUUAAACGUUUUGGCCCUGAUGGCCUUCCAUACAGAUGCACUUUCUGCAACAGCCAGGCGACACUGAGAGGACUCUUUCAUAAUUUAAUGCAUUUAAUACACCUGUUUAUUGUAUUUUUUACACAGCUUGGUAGUAACGUCUUUUCAGAAGUGUGUAUAAACUCUUUUCAUCCUUAAGUUGCUGUAACGUUGCAAAUUCACCUUUGUGGGAUAAUAAAAGACUCUUAUUCUA
This is a messenger RNA of Trichomycterus rosablanca, 3514 nucleotides long. It is a transcript of the gene lrrc71, whose product is annotated as leucine rich repeat containing 71. The transcript is spliced from 16 exons. The coding region runs from base 297 to 1760 and encodes 487 amino acids. The record is from RefSeq and is a predicted model, not a curated record. Gene Ontology annotation, molecular function: protein binding. Lineage: Eukaryota; Metazoa; Chordata; Actinopteri; Siluriformes; Trichomycteridae.